GCUAACUUGUUUUCUUUGCAGGAGAAACAGUUGAGCCUCUCUGCAAGUACAUUCCUGGCCAUAAUUCAUUGCGGUUAUCAGACCUAAGCUUCCUUCUCAACUCUAAAAGGCGGCAGAAGCAAGCAUUGGAAGUUUUUUCCAUGGUAAGAAAAGCAAAUUGCAUUCUCUUCACUUCCUUCUAUGAGCUUGGGGCUCAAGUAAUAGACACAUUGCGAGAGCAACUUCACUGUCCAGUAUACACGAUUGGCCCUUCCAUUCCCUACAUGCAUCUUGAGGACACUAAUAACAACAUUGACCACAUCGAAGAAUGGCUAGACUCACAACCGAAGGAAUCAGUACUCUACAUCUCAUUGGGCAGUUUUCUCUCAGUCUCGGGUGCUCAAAUGGAUGAGAUUGCAGUGGGUCUAAAAUUGAGUGGAGCAAGAUUCGUGUGGGUGGUUCGUGGAGAUUUUUCUUCAAGGCUACGGGAAAUGGCUGGUGAGAUGGGGAUCAUAGUUCCAUGGUGCAAUCAACUGAAGGUUUUGAAUCAUCGUUCGAUUGGGGGAUUUUUGACGCAUUGUGGAUGGAAUUCUACAUCAGAGGGCGUUUUCUGUGGGGGUGCCUAUGCUUACUUUUCCGUUCUUUAGGGAUCAGUUCGUUGAUAGUAGACUUAUUGUCGAUGACUGGAAGAUUGGGUUGAAUUUGAGGGGAAAUAUUAAGAGUGAAUGCGUAGUUGGUAGAGAGGAGAUUUCUUCGGCUGUGAAGAAGUUGAUGGAUUUGGAUUGUGAUGAGGGUGGGGAAAUGAGGAGAAGAGCUGCAGAGCUCAGAGCGUCUGCUCGUAGGGCGGUCUCAGCUGCUGGAUCUUCGACGGAGAAUCUUAAUUCUAUCGUUAGAGCUCUUAUGCUGGGUGAUGGUCGUUAGUUUGGUAUAUUUUAUUUUUAGCUAUUAUCGAGAACAGCAGAGGCAACACAUUGAGUGAUACCACCCUUCAGCGGGAGAGGUUCCAGGUUUGGGAUUAUCUCAUAGUCUCUGUUGUUGUACGAUUUACCUAUAAUUUCCGACGCAAACAACCUAUUUCAGCUUUU
Molecule: messenger RNA, 1064 nt
Organism: Asparagus officinalis (garden asparagus)
Lineage: Eukaryota; Viridiplantae; Streptophyta; Magnoliopsida; Asparagales; Asparagaceae
Product: UDP-glycosyltransferase 87A2-like
Exons: 1
Coding region: 141-626 (161 amino acids)
Molecular function (GO): UDP-glycosyltransferase activity
Source: RefSeq, a predicted model, not a curated record